AUGCAGACUGCUUCUACAAACAUUUUUGAAAGACUGUGCAAUAAGUCCAUCUGUGAAAUUUCCUUGCUACUAAAUAUUCCAUGGUCAACUGUUAGUGGUAUUAUAACAAAGUGGUAGCAACUGGGAACAGCAGCAACUUAGCCAUGAAGAGGUAGGCCACGUAAAAUGACAGAGCGGGGUCAGCACAUGCUGAAACACACUAUGUGCAGAAGUCACCAACUGUCUAAGGAGACAAUAACUAAAGACAUUCAAACUUUGUGUGGCCUUCGCAUUAGCACAACAGUGCAUAGAGAGCUUCAUGGAAUGGGUUUCCAUGGCUGAGCAGCUGCAUGCAAG
Molecule: messenger RNA, 336 nt
Organism: Staurois parvus
Lineage: Eukaryota; Metazoa; Chordata; Amphibia; Anura; Ranidae
Source: the annotation of a GenBank genome assembly